AUGAUUAGGGUUCUAACUAGUGACAUUCUCUUGUUUCUUGCACUAGCGUUAGCUACCAAUCACACUUGCCUUGGUUUCUGUAUCACACAGAGGUACGAUGUGCACAUUAUUAAUAACUUGAGCAACAACAAUUUUCUAGGUCUCCACUGCUGGUCUGGUGAUGAUGAUCUGGGUACCCAUGAACUUUCUCCCUCUGAUGAAUUUCACUUUCAUUUUUGCACCAAUGUCUUUGGAAGUACACGUUUCUGGUGCGAUUUUAAUUGGAACCGUAAUCAGUAUGGGGGCAGGUUUGAAGUUUUCUGGGACUGGCCAGAAUUAAGUGAAAUGUGCAAUUCUGAAAGCUGUGUCUGGUCUGCUCGAGAUGAUGGUUUAUACUUACUGGAUGCUGCAGGACAGAAAUUUGUUAAAGAAUAUAUAUGGGAAGUCGCCGGGCAUCAGCAACAGAAAGUGUCCUACUAA
Messenger RNA from Ricinus communis (castor bean), 459 nucleotides. Its product is annotated as S-protein homolog 1. NCBI's taxonomy places the organism in Eukaryota, Viridiplantae, Streptophyta, Magnoliopsida, Malpighiales, Euphorbiaceae. The record is from RefSeq and is a predicted model, not a curated record. The coding region runs from base 1 to 459 and encodes 152 amino acids. The transcript has a single exon.